Messenger RNA from Malassezia japonica, 1431 nucleotides. Its product is annotated as tryptophan transaminase. The record is from RefSeq and is a predicted model, not a curated record. Bases 1 to 1431 code for a protein of 476 amino acids. The transcript has 2 exons. NCBI's taxonomy places the organism in Eukaryota, Fungi, Basidiomycota, Malasseziomycetes, Malasseziales, Malasseziaceae. Gene Ontology annotation, biological process: biosynthetic process. Gene Ontology annotation, molecular function: pyridoxal phosphate binding; transaminase activity.
AUGCCCCUCGACCUGUCCCAGUUUCUCUCGCAGGACGCGCGCAACCGCCCGGUGUCGGCGAUCCGCGGAUUGCUUCCGCUGGAGAGCCGUCCGGGAAUGAUCUCGCUGCUCGCCGGCAAGCCGAACCCCGACGGAUUUCCGUUCGAGUCGGUGACCAUGACGCUCAAGCCAUCUGCCGAGAUGGGCACCGAUGCGGACGGCAAGCCGGUCACGCUCACGAUCGAGGGCGAGGAUAUGAAGCGCGUGCUCCAGUAUGGCAGCACGUCGGCCGAUCCCAGCUUUGACACGGUGCUCCAGGAGAUCAUCAGCCGCGUGCACCAACGCACGCGUGACAACGGCCAGCCCGACGGCGAUUUCACGAUCGCCGUGGGGUCCGGUAGCCAAGACCUCUUGGUCAAAGCCAUGGCGGUUAUUCUCGACGAGGCCGACACGCUGCUCGUCGAGGCGCCCGUUUACCCUGGCGCGAUUCCCGAGCUGCAGGUGAACAAGGUCAACUUGGUCUCGCUCGAGACCGACUCGCAGGGCCUGUCUGCCGACUCGCUGCGCACGACGCUCGAAAACUGGCACACGUCGGAGGCGACCAAGCACCUCAAGUACCCCAAGGCGCUGUACACUGUGCCGACCGGCGCGAACCCCGCCGGGACGACCGCGUCGGCGGAGCGCAAGCGCGAGAUCCUGGCGCUCGUGCGCAAGCACGGCGUGCUGCUUCUCGAGGACGACCCGUAUUUCUUCCUGACCUUUGACGAUGUGGACGAGGACCCUACGACGCAUGCCCGCACGCCGAGCUACUUUGCCCUCGAGCACGAGGAUGCAGAGACGUGGGGCUACGGCUACGUGGUGCGCUUCGAGAGCUUCUCCAAGAUCAUGUCGGCCGGUAUGCGGCUCGGCUUUAUGAUGGGCCCCCCGACGAUCGUCAAUGCUGUUAUUGCACUGACCGCCUCGUCGAACCUGCACGCGUCCGCACCGCCGCAGGCGAUGGCCGCGGCGCUUCUGAGCUACUGGGGUAUGGACGGCUUCCUUCGCCACGCGAACAACGUCGCGAAAAUGUACAAAGAGCGGCGCGACAUGUUUGGCGCCGCUGUCGAGUCGACCCUCGGCAAGGGCGAGGACGGCAGCAAGAUGCCGGUCGCCACCUGGAUCUCGCCGGUGGCCGGCAUGUUCUUCUGGAUCAAGCUGCACCUGCCGCCGACCGACGGCGCGCCAGAGGGCGACUCGUACAAGGUUAUCGCCGAAAAGGCACUGUCGUACGGCGUGCUGGCCAUGCCCGGCGCCGCGUUCUUUGCGACGCCGACCGUGACGCCGUACGUGCGCACGUCGUUCAGCCUGAUCGAGCCGGCCGAUGCUCGCGAGGCGCUGCAGCGCCUGCGCCAAGCCGUAGAGAGCGCAUGGAAAGACGCGGGGUACGAGAGCAUCCCCCCGAUACAGCCAUAG